This is a messenger RNA of Elaeis guineensis (African oil palm), 1020 nucleotides long. Its product is annotated as gibberellin 2-beta-dioxygenase 6-like. The record is from RefSeq and is a predicted model, not a curated record. NCBI's taxonomy places the organism in Eukaryota, Viridiplantae, Streptophyta, Magnoliopsida, Arecales, Arecaceae.
AUGCAGACCUCAGAUCAUGUGUGUGAUCUACCUCUAGCUGAGAGUUACCGAGCACUGCUUUAUGACCCCAAAAUGGUUCAAAAAUAUCCAUACAACCAAGAUCAUGAAGUGACAAGAGAAUGCGAGCUUCCACUGAUAGACUUGAGCGGUCUGAGGAGCAGUGAUGGAGAAGAGAGACGGGUUUGCAUAGAAGCCAUAGGCAAGGCAUCCUCAGAGUGGGGCUUCUUUCAGGUGCUAAACCAUGGGAUCAGUAAUGAACUCCUAGGAGAGAUGAGAAGAGAGCAAAUGAAGCUAUUCAGGCUACCUUUUGAGAAAAAGGUCAGCUCCAGGCUACUGAAUGACUGUUACAGAUGGGGAAAUCCAACAGCCAUUUCUCUGAAACAGUUCUCCUGGUCAGAAGCCUUUCAUGUUCCUCUUGCAAAGAUUUCAGAUGAAAACUGCUGUUAUGGAGAAUUUAGUUCUCUGAGGGAGGUCAUGGAGAAGCUUGCGGCUGCAAUGUCGGAGCUUGCUCACACACUAGCUGGUGUGCUAGCCCAGAAUUUGGGGUACAACAGGCAUGGAUUUCCAGAAAACUGCAACAAGAGCACAUGCUUCCUUCGCCUGAAUCGAUAUCCCCCAUGUCCCUUCUCGCAAAAAGCCUUUGGUUUGAUGCCUCACACCGACAGUGACUUCCUUACUAUCCUUUAUCAAGAUCAGGUUGGAGGACUGCAACUGAUGAAGGAUUCUGAAUGGGUCGCUGUCAGACCAAAUCCAGAUGCACUAUUUGUCAACAUUGGAGACCUCUUUCAGGCAUGGAGCAAUGACAUUUACAAAAGCGUGGAGCACAAGGUGGUGGCCAAUGGGAAGAGGGAGAGGUAUUCCAUAGCCUACUUCUUCUGCCCAUCAUAUGAUUCGACCAUAGGGAGCUGCAAGGAGCCCUCCCUGUACAAGAGCUUCACCUUCGGAGAAUUCAGGAAGCAAGUGCAAGAGGAUGUCAAGAGAUGUGGACAAAAAGUAGGCCUGCCCAGAUUCCUCCUAUAG